This is a messenger RNA of Culex pipiens pallens (northern house mosquito), 942 nucleotides long. RefSeq lists its product as uncharacterized. The transcript has 2 exons. Lineage: Eukaryota; Metazoa; Arthropoda; Insecta; Diptera; Culicidae. The record is from RefSeq and is a predicted model, not a curated record. The coding region runs from base 258 to 797 and encodes 179 amino acids.
GUGAAGUACUAGAAUGGCGUUUGAUUUGAGUCAUUUUUGGACAACUGAGCAAAAUUAAUAAUAAAAGAAAACAUGAACUAAAAACAACGUUUUUGAUCGUCUUUUUUACCAAUCUAGUACCUCACUCGCUAACCAUCUUCUUCUACCUUUCAGCCAACGCCCCCUUCCUGCACGACUGGGAAAUACCGCAAACGUCGCAGUGGUACACCGUGCCGACGCUACAGUACGCGCAAAAUUCGCGCGGCCGUCCGUGCGUAAUGUUCCGCGGCCACCGGUACCGCUUCCAGACUCGGACCGCCAGCUUUUUGGCCUACUGGCGCUGCUUCAAGGAGAAAUGCAUGGCUUCGCUGUGCACCCGCGGUAACCACUGGGCCAAGCUUGGCCCGCAGCCGCACAGACAUGCCCGAGUCACGAACGACAUCAGCCAGAAGACGAACGCCGGGGAUUCAGAUACGGUUAACGAUCCGGACAACCCACCGCUGUUGAUGGAAGGCCAGGAACCGAUUCCAAAGACGUGGUACACGGCUCCGCUGAGGAUUUUCCAAAACAAGCGAGGAACAACGAAUCUCAACUUCCGGGGGUACAUUUACUUCAAGGGAAGACCCGGUCGGAACGAUACCUGCAGCUGGACCUGCUCGCGGUUCAAGUGCAGAAGCAAGCUCGUCACCCGUCAUGACAACAAGUUCCAGGUUCAGGCCCGACCCCACAACCAUGAACCGCAGUGCCUUGACGGAUUUGGCUCGGACGAAGUAGUAGAAUGCGUUCAGAUCAAAAACGAACCAAUUGAGAUAGACUGAUUUUUUUACCUGUGCAAUACAAAGUGCCAUAUUAGUUUUAAAUCGCCCAAAGAUUGUACUUUUAAAUAUAUUUGAUGUUAAAACAAAGAAAUUCGUUUUUCUUGCUUGAAAUUUAUUUAAAUCUUAAUUCUAAUUUAAUUUUCUU